Molecule: messenger RNA, 1021 nt
Organism: Achroia grisella
Lineage: Eukaryota; Metazoa; Arthropoda; Insecta; Lepidoptera; Pyralidae
Product: palmitoyltransferase ZDHHC3
Exons: 6
Coding region: 95-1021 (308 amino acids)
Biological process (GO): protein targeting to membrane; peptidyl-L-cysteine S-palmitoylation
Cellular component (GO): Golgi apparatus; endoplasmic reticulum
Molecular function (GO): protein-cysteine S-palmitoyltransferase activity
Source: RefSeq, a predicted model, not a curated record
AAAUAUCUUAAAAAGUUGAUCUAAGAAUUUUAUGUAUUGACAGAAACUCUACCAGGAAGCUUACUGAAAGUAAUCUAAGUUGUAAAAAGAAUCAAUGCUACGGGAUUUCAAUGAAAGUUCUGAAGAUGACGAUAUGGAAAGCCAGUAUGAAAUAGAUUCAGAGUGCUAUACUCUCACACACACUGAUCGCGAUAUGCAUAACAGAUGCUGUGGGGGUAAAGCAUGGUGUAUAAAGGAUAUAUGCGGCAUAAUAUGCGCUGUACUAACAUGGCUGUUGAUACUGUACGCGGAGUUUGUGGUGAUGAUGGUGAUGCUCGUGCCCGGCCUAUCGACAUAUCCGAUUUACGGAUAUGUCAAUAUGUUCAUAUUCCAGACUUUGGCUUUCCUUGCUUUUGCGUCACAUCUUAGGACCAUGUUCACAGAUCCUGGUGCAGUCCCAAAAGGUAAUGCCACUAAAGAAAUGAUCAGGCAAAUGAGCUUCCGCGAGGGUCAAGUCAUAUUCAAGUGCACCAAGUGCUGCAGCAUCAAGCCGGAACGAGCCCAUCACUGCUCGGUGUGCCAACGGUGCAUCAGAAAAAUGGACCAUCACUGCCCUUGGGUGAACAAUUGCGUCGGUGAAAACAAUCAAAAAUAUUUUGUCUUGUUCACGUUCUACAUAGCGGCUAUAUCGAUCCACUCGCUCACACUCUCCGUGUACCAGUUUGUGACGUGCAUCCGUCAUGAGUGGCGAGACUGCAGCACCUAUUCUCCACCAGCUACGGUCGUUCUGAUACUCUUCCUGGUCGCAGAGGGUUUACUCUUCGCUGUUUUCACCGCCGUCAUGCUCGGCACACAGCUGCAAGCUAUAUGGAAUGAUGAAACGGGCAUUGAGCAAUUGAAGAAGGAACAGGCGCGUUGGGUCCGCAAGUCUCGAUGGAAGAGCAUACAAUCAGUGUUCGGACGUUUCUCCAUUCUUUGGCUGUCUCCUUUCACUCAGCCAUCGCCGAAGACGAAGGUUGAAAGCUACUUAUACAGUGUUUAA